UGAUAACCGAAUAAGAUGGGAUCCAACAAGAGCAUACUACAGAAUGUAAUAGUUUGUGAAUGACUUUUUCCUAAGGUUGUCAAUAGAACAGCUCUUAAUGAAGGAAGGGAAAUGCUUAAUCACCUGGUACAUCUAUGACUUUUGAUGAUUAAUAAGUUUGAAAUUAAUCAUGAAGGAAAUGGAAGAAGUUAAUGAACCUGAUCAGCCUAUCUCAGGAGGGAGGCACGAAAUUCGAAAGAGAAGGUGCCCCAGCCAACCAAUGGUAGACAAAUCUCAGCAAACUGAAAUGACAGAGAAAAAGAGACCCACUGCCACACCACCAUCAUCUGGCCCCAAAGCUACCAUCAGUAUUGGCAAUAUUCCUGCAAGCAAAGGCAGCUACUCUGCCAAAGAGUAUGAAUCUCUUAGAAUAUCUUCUCAACUUCAGCAAACUUGGACAAAGAGAAAGCAUGGGCAGGAAAUGGUUAAUAAAUCUCUGCAGACAGACACCAUCAGAAAAGAGAAAAAAGAAAUCAAUUUAGUUGAUGAAACAGUGGUACCGGAAGAAAAGCCAGCAGGUAUUGGGGAAGUGGCCUCUGAUUUACCACAGUAUGUUCAGGAAGUAGAAAUUCCAACAAGCAAACCCUGUUUAGUUCAGUCAAAAGUAGACAGAUCUCAGCAGACCAGCUGUACUGGAGACGUGCUGAAAAUUCCCCAAGUAGAAAAAAUUGACAAGGAACAACAGACAUCAUUUAGUGAGUUGGAAGUAAGGGUCGCUUCUAGGCCAAGUAGUUCUUUUACAAAAUCAAAGAAAGGUGCCCAGAAAGAGAAAUCCUCAGGAAAUAUUUUUGUUAGUGAACACCCUGAAUUUCAAACAGAACCAAGUAGCCGUGAAGAAAUUAGGCAGAAAAGUCUUGACAGAGCUUCAUUUACUCAGGAGACUAAAAAAGAUGCUCCUGCAGUUUUAGAAGAUGAGUCUAGCCUAGAGGCAACCACACCUGCUGAAGAGGAUUCCUUUGUUAAAAAAGGGGCUUCUGCUGAAAUACAGGUGGAAGUACAGCCUUCCAUUGCAGCAGAGAACCCUGCUGAAGUGCAGCCCCGACCAGCUGAAGAGGCCACAGUUAAAGCAAAGCCCAGCCUUGUUGAGGAGACCUCUGUCCAAGUGCAGCCUCCAGCUGAAGAGAGGCCUGUGGCCAACACAGCCGCUAGAAUGGUAGAGGCCUCUGAGGAAGUACAGGCUCAGUCAACUAAAGGGCUGCCUUUAGUAGAGUCUCCUAUUGAAAUCCAGCCUCCGCUAGUGGAAGAGACCCUUUUACAAGUAGGGUAUCCACUAACUAAAGCUCUUCCUUCUGAAAUUCAGCUUUCGCUGGCAGAAGAGGCUCCAGUUGAAGUGUUGCCUUCAAUAGCCGAGGAUGCCAAUGAAGAAGCUUUAGCUAAUCUAGAGCUCACUACCAUGGUUGAAGAGAACCCUGCUGAAGGUCAGCCUUCAUUAGCUAAAGAGGCUCCUGCAGAAGAGCUGCUGGCUAAAAUUCAGCCUCCAUCAGCUGAGGAGGGCCCUAUAGGAGAGGCCUCAGGUGAAUUUCAGUCUCCAGGAUUUGAGAAGGCUCCUGCAGAAGAUGCUCCUGUUCAAGUUCAGUCUCAGCCAAGUGAAGAAUCUCCUGAAGAAGAGGCCCCUCCUCAAGUGCAGUCUCCACCAGCUGAUGAGCCUCCUGCAGAAGAGGCUCCUGCUGAAAUUCAGAGUCAAAAGAGUCAACAAGCUGAAGAUGCUCCUGCAGAAGAAGCCCCUGCUAAGGUUCAGUCUCCACCAGUUGAUGAGGCACCUACAGUAGAGGCGCCUGCUGAAAUACAAAGUCAACCAGCUGAGAAGGCUCCUGCAAAAGACACCUUUGUUCAAGUUCAGUCUACAACUUCUGAUGAGACUCCUACGGAAGAGGCCCCUGAUCAAGUGCAGAUUCUACCCACUGAGAAGUCCCUUCCUGAAGUCCAGUCUCCACUCGCUGAGGAGGCACCUAUAGAAAAGGCCACUGAUCAAGUUCAUUUUCCACCAAUUGACGAGUCACCUACAGAAGAGGCCCCUGCUGAAGUUCAGAGCCAACCAGCUGACAGAUCUCCUGCAGCAGAGCCCCCUGCUCAAGUGCAGUCUUCGUCAGCUAAUGAUGCUCCUGUAGAAGAGGCCCCUGCUCAAGUGCAGUCUCCGCGAGUUGAUGAGGCGCCUACAGAAGAGGCCCCUGCUGAAAUUCAGAGUCAACCAGCUGAGAAGACUCCUGCAAAAGAGGCCCCCUCUGAAGUCCAGUAUCUACCUUCUGGUGAGGCACCUGCAGAAAAGUCCUUCCAUGCCAUUUGGUCUCCCAUAGAUGAGGAGGUCUCUGCAGAAUUUUAUUCUUCAUCAGUUGAAGAGACUUCUAUAGAAAAGGUCCCAGCUGAAGUUCAGCCUACUCCAGUUGAGGGAAUCUCUGAAAAAGAGGCCCCUCUUGAAGUUCAGUCUCCACCAUAGACAAGGCUCCUACGGAAGAGAUCCCUUCUGAGGUUCAGCUCUUAUCAGCUUAGGGAGCUCCUGCAAAAGAGACCUCUGCUAAAGUUUGAGCUCUACCAGCUGAGGGCUUCUGAAGAGGCCCUUGCUGAUAUGCAUGCUUUAUUCACUGAUGCAGUUCCUACUGAAGAAUUUCCUAUGCAUGAGAUGUCAGCUGAAAUUUCAUCUUCAUCAUCUGAACAAGCCCCUGCAUGUGAUGCUAUAGCAGAGAAUAUCUCUACUGAAUCUUAA
Messenger RNA from Fukomys damarensis (Damara mole-rat), 2740 nucleotides. RefSeq names its product fibrous sheath CABYR binding protein (gene Fscb). Gene Ontology annotation, cellular component: sperm fibrous sheath; sperm principal piece. Gene Ontology annotation, biological process: negative regulation of protein sumoylation. Gene Ontology annotation, molecular function: calcium ion binding. The record is from RefSeq and is a predicted model, not a curated record. Lineage: Eukaryota; Metazoa; Chordata; Mammalia; Rodentia; Bathyergidae.